UGUUAUGACGCAGAGACGAGGGUUUCAGCCAAUCAGAGUGCGGGGAUUGCUUGGAACGUUUGCUAUGUGUCAAUUAUCUUAUUUCAAUGUUCGAGGGCAGGCAAAGUAUGUGAGCUAUAAUUUUGCACAUUCGAACACAAAAGUCUUCUUUGCCUGACUCAAUUCCCUCUAAUUUGACUCAUUUUGUAGGAAGCAGCUGGAGAUUUCAGGAUAGAGUCGUACGCUGGAGAAUAACUAUGAUCCAUUGUUGAGUUAAAACCAUUCAAGUGCACAAAAGUUGUUGUUUUCUCUGGCAAUGUGUCUGAUUUUGCCCGUAAAGAUUGAAAUAAGUUCACGACGUUGUGGUUAGGAAUCCCAACCAUUUUUCAAGCGGUUUCUCACCUAAUAAACUGAACUGGCGUCCAUCGAGUUUCUGCCGGUAAGAUCGCAUCGAUUUGGAAUGAAAAUCGAAGAUUUUGCUUCGAAAAUUAUUCACAAGAGCUGUUGAUAUCUUGUUCGGGCAGAAAUUGUCCCCAACAUUCUUACUUCGAAGUUGGAAUCGCGGCUACAAUGGCAUUUAUUCUCACCGGCUUUAGUCGAAAAUACGGAACAGACUUCUAGGCCGAUCAUUCGGAAGGAAGCAAGGGAUCAAAGCGAAUAUUAAGCCUUAAUUUUUAGGCUGUUAUUUCAUUGUCUGUCGUGUUGUGCUACGAUUUCUCUGGUCUCUGACACAUCACAAGAAAAUGGCAGAAGAUGAUGUUAAGAAAAGGCCACCAACAUUGGUUAUGAACAGCCAGCAGAUGCUGCGUGAAAUUCGAGAGAGUUUAAUACAUUUAAAACGGCAACCACAAGAUUCCAAGAAUGSUAUUCCAGCUACUGACGUCCGUACUACUGGUGCUCCAACAUCGGACAACGCUGUUUCUCCGGGAAUGCCAAACUCAAGAUAUCCUCUACAGAAUCGUAGAUUUAGUGGAAGUGGACACGCUGAAACUCUUGCUAAAAUACGAAGCAGUUUAGAACCGUAUGCGGCUUCUGAAUCUGGAUAUUCAUCGUGUUCAGAGUCGACUGUUUCAUAUUCGGACGGUAUAAGUAGACAAUUCCUAAAGCAACUGGUCGCGAUUGGCUACGAUGAGGAUAGUGCYGCUUUCGCACUGAGAGAGACUUCAAGUCAAAGUGUUGAGUCAGCGAUAGACAUUCUUACAAACAUGGGAAGCCAUGCUCAAACCAAGGAUCACCUGGCAUCCCAUGCCUCUCCUGUUGGUACAUUGUACCCUCAGGCCAAAAUGAAAUCGCCGCCACCUUAUAAUGCGAUCCAUAGGAAUUCAUGGAUAGGAUCGCAAGAGGCACUUAAUAUACCCAAGAGACCAGAGUCACCUUUAACACGAGAACAUUUCUCUGGAAAUUUAACAACUCCUCGUACAUCUUCGCCUGUAACUACUUCAUUGGAAGUGCCAUGCGUGAAGUGGGAGGUGUCUAAGAAAGAUAGCCCAGGGAUGCAGCAACGGUACUCCAGUGUGCCRCAGUCUUUAGCAACGUCUAGUCAAGGUAGACAAUCAGGAGUGAAUCCUAGAAUGUUAAUGGGAUGGAAACCAGCACCCCCUCAAAAUCAACCACCAGUCUCUCAAUACGCACCUCAACAAGGACUCCCACCCCAAAAUCUCCCCCCUCAUUCGCAUGCGGGAUCAGCACUGCCCCAACCUCAAUUCCAAGUAACAGCACAAGUUAACUUGAGCACCAGUACAAAUAGAAAUGAAGUAUAUCCACCAAGUAAGACCUACGCUUCUUCUGCAGGAGGAAACAGAAACACAGCCAGUCCCAUGUCCUUCCAUGUUCAAGUUCACGCCAAUGUUCCUUCACCGCCGUCUGGUAAUCCACCCCCUCAAAUGUCGCCUCAGACCUUGCGAAACCUACAGACAAGACGGGCACAUAAUAGCCAUGGAAGCCGCGAAGGCUCAGGUGAUUCUCAGACACACCAGUGCCGACAUUCACCAGUGUUCAAAACCCAUAAUCAAUGUGUGCCGCAAAUUGGCUUGCCACUGCAAGCUGARAACAAUAUUCCAUACUUUGUACAGUCAUUUGAUCCUAAAUCGCAGCCACCGCCUUAUGCUCCUGUUGCUCAGCGACCAUCAUCCGGGACUUCAGGGAUUGGUUCUGACACCGCCUCAACUCUUGGUUGCUCAUCAUUAUCUAGUGUAUCAAGUCAAUCCUAUUUAUCGUCACCAAAAAAUAAUGAAAACUGGCGACAUUCCUGGAACACUGAGGCGUCUUCAAAUUCUUCAAUGAGCGACGAGCAACCUUAUGCUAGCACUGUUUAUGACUCUGGUCCCCCUUCUCCUUUUUCRGAUUCCUCGUACAGUGCUAUGGAGACUCCCAUGGUUGCCACGACAAUACAGAACAUGGGAGGAGCUGUAAUCAAUUAUAAUUUUGAUACGUUUAAAGUAAGGACGGAUGAAAGGAUGCAUAGUUAUCAGGAAUCUAUGGACCUAGAUGAUGAUUAUGCAAGUUUUUUUUCGUCAGAGGAAAAUUCUGUUCAAUCUUCGAGAGAAAAGUUAGAGGCUUGUAAAGGAAAAAUCAAAAAUUAUACCCCAGAGGCAUUCAAGUUCUUCAUGGAGCAACAUGUUGAGAAUGUCAUGAAAUCACGUGAGGAGAGAGCUCAAAGACGAGCCCAGCUUGAGGCCGAGAUGGCAAAAGUUGGACUAUCAGAGGAAGCUCAGUCACAAAUGCGAGAGAUCCUCAAGCAAAAGGAAACAAAYUACAUAAGAUUAAAACGGACAAAAAUGGGAAUUAAUAUGUUUGAGAAACUUAAGAUGAUUGGUAUUGGGGCAUUUGGAGAAGUGUGGCUAGUGCGGAAAAAAGACACUMCGAUGCUAUUUGCGAUGAAGAUUCUACGGAAAACUGACGUGUUGAGAAGAAACCAAGCAGCUCAUGUCAAAGCUGAAAGAGACAUUCUAGCAGAAGCUGAUAAUGAGUGGUUUGUUAAGUUAUAUUAUUCGUUCCAGGACCAGGAGUUUCUGUACUUCGUAAUGGACUACAUCCCAGGGGGUGACCUAAUGAGUCUUUUAAUCAAGUUCGGCAUAUUCCCUGAGGAUUAUGCCAGAUUUUAUAUAGCAGAAUUAGUAUUGGCUAUCCAGUCUGUACAUAAGAUGGGAUUCGGGCACAGAGACAUUAAACCRGACAAUAUCUUAAUCGACAAAGACGGUCAUAUCAAAUUGACAGAUUUUGGACUUUGUACCGGGUUUCGAUGGACCCACGACUCCAAGUACUACCAAAAAGCCCAGCAUGCAAGGCAAGACAGUGUCGAACCGGACGAACGUGAAUGGGAGGCAAUCAAAGCACACUGUCGAUGYGGAGAUAUUUGUGUAGAUAAACCGUACAAUGAAAUGAAGCCUCUAGAACGAAGGCACUUCCGAAAGCACAUGCGUUGCCAGGCGCAUUCCCUGGUCGGCACACCUAACUACAUUGCACCUGAAGUGCUGUCGCGUWCAGGGUAUACCAAGGACUGUGAUUGGUGGUCAGUUGGAGUCAUACUCUAUGAAAUGUUGGUGGGACAGCCGCCGUUCUUAGCCCCUACACCUGCUGAGACACAACUUAAGGUCAUCAACUGGGAGAGAAACCUCCACAUUCCUAGACAAGCAGGACUGUCACCUGAAGCAGAAGACCUUAUUUUCCGACUGUGUACAAGUGCAGAGAGAAGGCUAGGAUCAGGAGGAGCCUAUGAGAUUAAAGACCACCCCUUCUUUGCGUGCGUCGACUGGGACUACCUCUCUAAACGAGUCCAGGCACCUUACAUACCCCCAAUUAGAUACCCGACAGACACAUCAAACUUUGACCCUGUGGACCCAGAACGGGUGCGAGACAGCGGAGGGGAAGUCAGCCCUGACUUGCUUGUCCCAGACAAGAGUAACAGGAGAUCRGAACAUGCGUUCUUUGAGUUUACAUUCAGGAGGUUUUUCGAUGAUGCUGGACAUUCAAAUACUUUUACCUGGCAUCCUUCAGAGGACACUAGUGAAGAGAGUGAUAAAGCCCCAGUUUAUGUAUAGUAAAUCGAUGUGCAGUGAAUCACAAAGUCUAGGUCAUAAAGUUCUCUCUUGUUGCCACAUGAAAAAAAUAGCUGUCACUGAUUGGAAAUAGGUCAUUCCAAGAGCAAAAAGGCUCAAAUAAAAGCAAAAUUCGAGAAUUUGUAUCCUGGCUUCAAGAUUUGCCAGUAGCAUUAAAUGCUUUGUUGACCCCUAAAUUUUUUUAAAUUUUUUUACACAGACUUUUUAUCUACCCUCAUCUUGGAUUGACCUAAUUCUACAAUAUGAAUCCUCCAUUAAAAGUGGAAGAGAGAGAAACAACAAUAAGGAAAAUAUUUUGAAAUUAUACCCUAAAAAUCAAGAAAUUUCUCUAACUCUUUCAAAAUAUUAGAAUUUGCUUGACAUUACUAUUUUAUAUGUUCUCUCUAAUUUAUAUUAUGAACCAGUUUCUGCUCCUUGUCAACAAUCUUCAUUCGUUUUUCUCUUCAUUUUAAAAGUUUGUCAAAGCUCAACAUUUUUUWAAAUAUGAAGUUCACAAGAAAACAAAAUUCAAAGGUCAAUAYUCAUAUUAAAACAUAAAAUUGUAGUAAAAUAUAGAGUGAACAGAAAAUSCAUUUAUAGUUAUUUAGUUUCAUUUCAGGAAUUUCUUGAUAAAGCUCCUCGUUUUUUUACAAAGAAAUGUCAAAGUAAUUCAUAUUAACUUAUACUUUUAGAACCGCACUAGUUUUGUAUCAAAUUUUGUUGGUAACACAUAAAUCCAAGAAUUACUUUUUUCUAUACAUAAGAUUGUGUAUAAAUUUUAGAAUGCUUAAUAACAUUKUUUAUAGAUUUGAAGAAAUAGCUAUAAUGACAAUUUUUAUUGUAUAUGAAAAAACAGAGAAAGGAAAGUACUCUAUUGAGUUUAUCGGCAUUUUGGCUAAAGGACAGUUACACAAAGAUAUUAUUUUUGUCAUAGUAAUAUUGUAAAUAAAAUCCAAGGAUAUUCAAGUUAAUGUAGUUGAAAUAAGUCCAUGAAGGACUGCAGUUGUUGUAGGUAAUAUUUUUACAAGUACUUKCAAGAGAAUGUAAAAUAAAACAAUCUAUUACUUAUGAA
Messenger RNA from Actinia tenebrosa (Australian red waratah sea anemone), 5088 nucleotides. Its product is annotated as serine/threonine-protein kinase LATS1. The record is from RefSeq and is a predicted model, not a curated record. NCBI's taxonomy places the organism in Eukaryota, Metazoa, Cnidaria, Anthozoa, Actiniaria, Actiniidae. Gene Ontology annotation, biological process: regulation of organ growth; G1/S transition of mitotic cell cycle; hippo signaling. Gene Ontology annotation, molecular function: ATP binding; protein serine/threonine kinase activity; protein binding.